This is a messenger RNA of Daphnia pulicaria, 3695 nucleotides long. RefSeq lists its product as uncharacterized. Gene Ontology annotation, molecular function: metal ion binding. The coding region runs from base 159 to 3524 and encodes 1121 amino acids. The transcript has 18 exons. Gene Ontology annotation, biological process: superoxide metabolic process. NCBI's taxonomy places the organism in Eukaryota, Metazoa, Arthropoda, Branchiopoda, Diplostraca, Daphniidae. The record is from RefSeq and is a predicted model, not a curated record.
GACAACUUUCACGUCCAACGGGAGUCGGGACCAGGAAAUAUUUCUUGUUUUGUUUUUUGUACUGCUGUGUUACGGUUUCUAUCCAAUCUCUCCCCAAUGAAAUUUCCACAGUCCACUUAGAUUUUUAUCUUCCUAAUUUUCAAGACAGUUUUUCAAACAUGACGAAAUUGUGUCGCACAAUAUGCCAAGUGACGGUAUUUCUGUAUUUCUGCGUUUUUGCGAGUGCAACAGACACCACGAGAACAUCUGAUCUGUAUGCUUAUUUCUCUCAACAUGGAAUCAAGGGUUCUGUUAAAAUUAUGCACAAUGUCAAGGAAACGGAUCCUGAGAAUCUAAAUAACACAAAAGGAACUUUUAUCUUUGAGAUGGAUAGUCACAUGGAUGUGGAACCAGCUUCCUAUUCCUGGUCAUUGUAUGAUCUCCCAGUAGAAUAUACUCAGCCAGUUGCUUGUGACAAGGGAUAUCUCGGAGAGAAAAUUUUAGAUCUUACACCCUUGUUUGGUCAGGUCACCUUGCCUAAUCUCAAUUUUACUGUAGACUUCAAUCUGAGUCUUAUUAAUGUGACUGGACCCACUUCACUUUGGGGGAGAACUCUCAUUUUUGAAGGCCCCAACACUUUAUGCGCCACCAUUAUGCCUGAAGAUGGUCUCAAGGUUGCUGCUGCACGAUUAUCUUCACCAAUUGCCGGAUCAGUGACUGUAAUAUCCUGGUCAGUUGGAGACGAAGUUGACACUCGUGUACUAACGGAUCUUUAUCAUGUUUCUGGUGAUGGCACGGCUUCAAAUCACGUUUGGAAGUUAUUAGUUACAGACGUGCUGGACACUAAACAAGAUCGAGAUCGAGGGGAUUGUAACGCACUUCAAUUCCUGUAUGACCCUGAUUCUCGUUCUGGAGUGAAUUGUUCACCUCAAGCGCCUCAAAACUGCAAACAGGGCGAUUUGUCGGGUCGUUUGGGACUAGUUCGCUCAGCUUCGAAACCGGGAGGAGGUUUUGGAGGUGGAUCUCGUCGCGCGUUUCGCGAUCCUCUUUUAGUUCUUCCUGAUUUAAAGGGUCCUCGUUCUUUGUACAUGGUUCUCUUUGAUAAGGAUUUACCCGAUGUUGUUUUAGCCUGUGGAAGAUUUCGUGAACUUCGUCCGAGGAAAGCGCGAGCUUUCUUCGCUCAGAAAGGAGUGCGCGGUGAAAUUGUAUUAGAGCAAAGGACUCCUAUCGACCCUACACAUGUUCUCGUUAACGUAACAGGGUUAAACUCUUUAGCCGGAGGUUUUCAUAUCCACGAAUACCCGGUUCCCAUUCCAAGGGUACCAGGGGAAAAAAUUUGCAGCGCCACUGCCAAUCAUUAUAACCCUUGGGGUUGGGUUCCUGCCGAUAGCCCGCCACCCGGCCGUGGUACUGGUGAAAUGUACGAACUUGGUGAUCUCAGCGGGAAAUUUGGAAUGCUAACUGGGCUCACGACUCUUGAGAACGACGUGACAGACACCACGUUACCACUUUUCGGACCGUACAGUGUACAAGGUCGUGGAUUAGUGAUUCAUCUGGCCUCAGAUGGCUCUCGCUGGGUGUGCACAAAUGUAGAACCUUUCGGCGUGAAAAUGACUACUGCUGUAGCAAUCUUCCGGUACCCGUUAGGCGGUCGCAUAUUUUUGCGCCAAGCGUCAGAGGAUCCACUAUCUGAGACAAUGGUCUACAUUGAAUCUCUCAUCUACAGCGAUGGAAACGUUAACGGCACUAACAAUCAUCAGUUAGAAAUUCACACAAAUUUACCUGGAGUUGAUUUCCAUGACUGGCAAUUAAGGUGUCAGUCAACUGGAUCCAUUUACAAUCCAUUCAAAAUAAACGAAAAGAACGCAAGGGAUUGCAAUACCGACACCCAACGACGUUGCAUCGUAGGAGAUCUGACCAUGAAACACGGUCGCUUGGUUGUUGCAGGAUUAGCUAGCGAAGUCAAAACAACACAGCGACUCUUCACUGAUGUAAACCUGCCUUUAUCUGGUCCACAAUCCAUCAUUGGCCGAUCCGUAGUUAUUUUUGACGACAAUUCUCCUAAACAAAGAGGCAAUCGUCUCGCUUGCACACCAAUUAUGUACUACCAUCGACACAAAACGGUGGUUAAGGACUGGUUUGGAAAUGGUCUUACUACUCCUGUCGAGGGUAAGGUUGAAAUUAUCCAGGAAACAGAGUUCAGCAGUUCUUCUAUCCAAAUGGAUUUGACUGGAUUGCGCGGAGAAGCGGGAAGAUAUGGCAUAUACUCGGCUCCUGUAAAAGUCGAUUUACAAUUUCCUUGCACCGAAUCCUCAUUGGGCAUGCCCCACAAUCCAUUGAAUGUUAGUUUAGUGUCCGAUGUUCAAGCCGGAACCUCGGAUCAAUACCCUGUUGGGGACUUGAGCUCAAAAUUUGGCCAAUUAGCUGGAUUUAGUGUGAUUCACUCCGUUUUCAAUGACACCAAUAUGCCACUUUAUGGUGCAACAUCGAUCAUUGGCCGUAGUUUCGUCUUGAAUCGUGCUCGGGAUAACGAAAGAUGGGCAUGUGGCACAAUGGGAUGGGGUUUUUCUCCGUCAGAAGCUACUGAAAUUCGAGCCAUUGCUUCCUUUCAUCACCCAGGAGGUUUUUUAACUGGUUACGUCCGCAUGAGUCAAGUGGUUUAUCACGAUGGGUCUGCUACUGACACGGUUAUCGAAGUCUUUUUGAGACAUCCUGGUCGACAAAAUACUCGUAAUCUGUUAACAGUUACCCGUAAUCAUCGAUGGGCUGUUUAUGUUAAUCCUGUUGGCGUGGAUGCAGCCGUGGCUCCGUAUAAUGCUCGAUGCGUAGCUUCUGGAUACAUGUGGAAUCCGUCUUUCGUCCAGCUAACUGCCCCAGUAGUCGCUGAUCAAAGAAAUGAAGAUGUAUACCGACAAGAGUGCCAACCCCACGUACCUUACCGAUGCAUGAUUGGUGAUCUUUCUGGCCGACUGGGUCCUAUCGAUAUAGGUGCAGGCAGAACCGUAUUCUCGGACAAAAAUCUCCCACUACACGGAAAAUAUUCGGUUCUUGGUCGUUCUUUGAUCGUUUUUACUCCGGAUGGAGGUGGAGAGAGAUUUGCAUGCGCCAAUAUUGAACCUGAUGGUGAUAUCUUCAAAUUUAUCGUGAUUCGCAAGCCCCGUAAAUUUGUCGCUUCUGAAUUUGUUGAAGAUGUUCGUCGAGUACUCGGCGUUCCCGAAUGGAUGUUAUUGGUUGACACUCGCCACACUCGUAACAUUCAGAACGAUCGCUGUGUCCAAUUCAAAGUCCAUUUCUAUGGUCCAGUCGCAACGCGCAUCGAACAAGAUUUAAGUCAAUUACUUUCCAGAGGGCAGCUCGACUCCCCCACCAUCCAAGUGCAUGGAUCCCACGUCGAUCCCAAGCGAUCAAAGACCAUUCCCUAUCACGUUUGUGACGAGAGUGAUAAUGCCCAAAGGCAGCCUUCGAGUGACACUUCGGUCGCUUCAUCGAUUUCUUUUGCAGCAGUGCUGCUCGCCCUGACGAUUCCGCUCACCGUAUUUACGUAAACCAUCCGUCCUUAUUCCAUUGUUGGUCGAAUCUCUUAGGUUGUGAUUCAUAUCGGUAGCUUUUUCAUUCUAACAUUUAUGGAUCAAAUUUUUUUAGACAACUGUGAUGACUAUAUAACACUAUUUUGUAUUUCUCAAUGUAGUAAAAAGUAAUAUGCAGAAAAUUUAAAA